This is a messenger RNA of Bursaphelenchus okinawaensis, 3517 nucleotides long. NCBI's taxonomy places the organism in Eukaryota, Metazoa, Nematoda, Chromadorea, Rhabditida, Aphelenchoididae. The record is from the annotation of a GenBank genome assembly.
AUGGAUCCUCAAAAUGGAGCACCAAAACAGGUAAGAACGCUCAAGAACAAGGAGUUCUCGGGUCGGAUUUGUUAAUUGCUUUAAUAUCUCGCAUUGUUUGGGUAGUUUUAGGUUCUUUAUUUGUUACUUUUUAAUUUAAGAUAGUUUAAUAUCAUCUAACGCAAUAUCGAUAACAGAUUUUAGAUUUUACAGAGUAAAUUUUACUGGUUAUGUAUUCUUUGGAAUUUAGGUAACAAACUUGAUUAAGUUUGGGGGUUUGAACGAAUAAUAGACGUUAGAUUAAAACAUCUGUUAGAAGAACUUUUAAUGGCAUUUUAUUAUCUUUUGAACUUUAAAUGUGCACGAUUUAGAUCAAAAAUAUUGAUGUUGUUAUGCAUUUCUAUGGUGUUUGGUCAGAAAUGUGUUUGAUAAGUGAAAUAAAUAGUUAUAUAAUGUCGAAUAUGGUCCAUAACUUGUUUUAGUUUAUCAAGAUUGUUCCAUUGUUCUUAGAAGCUUUGUAAAAAUGAUCAAUUCUACCGCAUUAAUCGACCUUUUUCAAUUCUAAAAUCGACCUCUAAAGUAAUAUAAUUUCAGAGCGAUCUGCCUGUGCCUCCACCUCCACGGUCCGACGGCUCUCAAGACUCCGAGACAUCGUCGAAUGACUUCGUCAAGAUUGACGAUUCUGAAUUGCGCAACGUGCCUGAGGAGUUUCUGACCAAUUACGGUAACCAAGUGGCUAGCGACGUGUUGGGCUCGGCUCUGGCCGACAAUUGGGUGAGUUUAUUGGAUUAUAAGUUGUGCUUAUACACAAUGUAUUAUAGAUCUUUGUUUGUAUUUACUUUCGUCUCGCUCGCUCAUUUCGAAAGUAUUCAGGUGUACGCUACCUCAUUUUAGGCGACGUUUUAUUGUCUUGUACACGUUGUCUUAGGUUUGUUUUGAAAUAUCUUGCGUCGAAAUGUUAAGUAAUACUUUGGCUGGUAAUUUGGAAAGGUUUACUAUCUUAAUUUCUAACGAAUUUGUUUGAUACACGUCGUUUUGCCUUAUUUUUGUCAUCUUUUGGUGUUCUGAUCAAGCUUGUUUUAGUUGUGUUUUAUAAUAGUGAUGACUUAAUUGUGAAAAAGGGUAGUAUAACAUUAUUUUAUUCUGCUUUUUAUAUUUUUCACUCAAACUUUGUUAAAACAUCUUAAUAUAAUACGUCUUCUUACCUUGUUUUAGGUGACGUUUUCUUCUUUUAAUACACGUUAGAUUAGUUUUAUUGCGAAAGGCAUUUAGUUAUGUCAAAGAAGGCUUACUUAUACCUAGUUUUUCUGUGAAUUCUGAAAACUUACCUGCCACAACCUACAAGGUAUUCAUUGGCAGCCUUCUGAAGUCAAAUCAGAAAGGCUUUUAAUCAAUUAUGUCGUGUUAAGUGUAACUGAUGUGGUUCAGAAACAGCUGCAUGUGUGUUUUGAGUGUCUUCCACUUGUUUUUUCUUGAAUGGCCCAGGAAUUGGCUGCCCGGCCCUUCUUUCCCUCUUUUUCAUGACUUUCGCUUUCGUUACACUGUAAAAUUUCAACUCGAGUAGCUUAAUCGGGUUGUCAGGGAGACUCUAAAUUAGCAUACACGUAAUUAUCCUUUGUGAAAUUGUUUUGAAAUUGGUGUUUUGGAGCGUGCAGGAUUCGUAAUGAACUUUUACUACUUUGUUAUUGUCUUAUUAUGUUUUACAUUACUGAUCUGGCUUAGAAGUUUGGGGAAUAUAUUACAUAGAAUGUUUCUUGUUUUAGAUUUACAUUGUUCCUUUGUUUAGUUCACUUUCUUUCAGAAGAUGGACGAACGAGACUUGUACGUCCCUGAAGCCGCCGGCGAGGCUGAAACCCACCCCGCCGACCAUCCUUUGGUCGAUUUGGACGAGUUCGAUCCUCUGGCCAAGUCCCACAGCCACGACCUGGAACCAGUCCUAGAGGAAUCUAGCCAGAAGCUCCAAGGAGUCACCAUCACGGAGCUUCCAGAUGAUCCUCCAACCAAAUCCCACGAAGACGUAAAGCAGCCGGCUGGCGAUGCCAAAGAGGAGUUCAAGCUGCCAGAACCGGAACCAGAACCUAAGAAGGCAGACAGUCCAGUGCCAGAGCCAAAACAGAAGUCGGCUAGCCCAGUGCCCGAGCCACACAAAGCAGAAAGUCCGAUUCCAGAGCCAACGCAAAGAUCGGCUAGUCCUGAGCCAGAAAAGAAGGCCGCUAGUCCAGAGCCGUCUCCAAGUGAGCCAAAAGAAGAUGAGAAGAUCGUGGAUCUAGCUCCAUCUUCGCCCGAACCCGUAGACAACGUGAACGAAGAAGUCUCGCUACGUCGAACAUCGCUUCUGACUCAAGAUCAGGAGAAGGACAAGGACGCCGAGAGUAACGGUAAAAGUGACAGGCUUCAAAAAACAGCUUCGAAGUGUCAUUUUUUCGUGCAAAAAAUAUGACAGUCUUAUCUUUCUGUGGUUGCGUAGGAAUAGGAGAAGGAGACUAGUACGAAGACAAAAAAUAUUGUUUUAGCCUACAUUUGAAACUUGAAACGAUUUCUAGAAAGAUUAAAGUAAAAUAAAUUAGUUAUAUUGCUAAUAACUUAACGUAUUUGAAGCUAAAACAAUUUUUUAGUGUCUGGCGUUGCGUCUCAGAUCGAAGAAGCCAUCCAAGAGGCUCAUGACCAGGUUGGCGACCUUCUCGACGACUAUCGUCACCACAACCAACAUCAAAAUGAACACUCUCCUGCUACUGACUCGGGUAAAGACGUGCUGGGAGAGCUCCACAGCGAUCGUGCUCAAGAACAGAACAGUGGCAGUAUGAGAGAGUUGUCGCCAGACCUUGUCACAUACGACCGCCAGGGACCUUUGACAAUCCCUCAGACUAAGGCCGAACCAGAACCAGAGCCCGAACCGGAGCACGAACCGGAGCCGGAACCAGUAGUUGAACAGUAAGUUCUGAUUUAUUUUAUGCAAAUUUUAGUGUUUUGCUUAAAAAUCCGGUAGAAAACUAAAAUAUAUGUUAGUUAUUGAGUAUAAAUUACUUCUGACAGUAGCUUAAGGUUGUCAGAGUUUAUUUAAUUAGGAUGAUAAUAUGUAUUGUUUUAGAAAGCCACGUCCACCAACUCCACCCAAAGAUCUCAGUGGUCCAGAAGAGGAAAACCCUAAAGUCAUCGACCUGGGACCUCCACCACAUUCUCAUGGUCGUAAGUUUUGGUUUUUAUUACCUAAAUUUAGUUGUUAAAAAGGUGUUAAAACAAAAUGGCAACUCCAGACAAAAUAGUUAAUUAAUCUUUUCUCAAAGGACUUUUAUGAAUAUGUAACACUAUUGGCCGUCCGUUCAAUGUUCUCUGAUUGCUUUUGCAUGUUUUUCGAAUUGGUCUCUGUGUCUUUUUGCAUUAAUUUGUUGUUUAUUUACAAACAACAUCUAACGACAUUCACGUGCUUCCAGAGUUCCACAGACAAGCUUCCGAAGGUCUGCCGUCGAUUCUGAAGAAAUCUGGAGACCCAUGGGUGGACUUCAAGUCGGUGGAUCCGCGAGGUCGGUUUAAGUCGUAA